Angiostrongylus costaricensis is the source of this 243-nucleotide messenger RNA. NCBI's taxonomy places the organism in Eukaryota, Metazoa, Nematoda, Chromadorea, Rhabditida, Metastrongylidae. The record is from the annotation of a GenBank genome assembly.
AUGACUGGACGCGGAAAAGAAAGUGAAGGACAAAGCAAAGGAGGCGCUAAACGCCAUAGUGAAGUGCUUGGAAACAGCAUGCAAGGAAUUACCAAGCAGUUGAUUCGUCAUCUGGCUCGUAGCGCUGAAGCGAUGCGCAUCUCAAGGCUCGCGUAUGACAAAAUUCGGGAAGUGUUGAAGGUGUUCCUCUGGAGCGUGACACGAGAUGCCAUGGCCAUCUGUGUCCGGCGAGAAGGACCGUGA